Molecule: messenger RNA, 1917 nt
Organism: Gambusia affinis (western mosquitofish)
Lineage: Eukaryota; Metazoa; Chordata; Actinopteri; Cyprinodontiformes; Poeciliidae
Gene: pop4
Product: POP4 homolog, ribonuclease P/MRP subunit
Exons: 7
Coding region: 147-821 (224 amino acids)
Biological process (GO): rRNA processing; tRNA 5'-leader removal
Cellular component (GO): ribonuclease MRP complex; ribonuclease P complex
Molecular function (GO): ribonuclease P RNA binding
Source: RefSeq, a predicted model, not a curated record
CCAGUAAAACCAAGAAGAAGAAGACGCAGACGCAAAACAGUGGUCUGUACGUUUGAUGUCUUACUUCCGCUUCAUGCAGGAAGCUAACGGAGUCGAUGGUAGCUCUUGUCUAGAAUCUAUAUUCUAGUCAACCUUAGAAAGAUGCGAUGGAAGAAGCACAAAUUUACAGCAGAAUUCCUCGAGAUCUAGUGAGGCAUCUUGGUGUUGAGCCUCACAACAGCUCUAAAGCUGCAAAGUUUACUGAAGCCCACCUGAAGCAGUGCAUUCAGCAGCCGAGCCGGCUGGAUGUGAAGAGCAUGCUGACUCAUAAGGCUGUGCUGCUGGGCUACAAUCGGCCCAAAAGAGACACAGCCAGAACCAGAAACAGGAAGAAAGCCAAAGGACUCAAUGCGCGACAGAAGAGAAUGAUGAAGGUUUACCACAUCAAGCCUCAACACCAGAGGUAUGAGCUUUUCUUGCCGCUACACCAGCUAUGGAGACAAUAUGUUGUGGACCUGUGUGGUGGACUGAAACCGACAGUGAAUCCACAGUUUGUGCAGCAAAAGCUUCUGAAGGCAGACUUGCACGGAGCCGUCAUCACAGUGGUGCGUUCUAAAUGUCCGUCCUAUGUGGGAACUACAGGGAUUCUCGUGCAAGAAUUCAAACAUGUGUUCAAAAUCAUCACCAAAGAAGACCAGGUCAAAGUGAUCCCAAAGAGGAACAGUGUGUUUUCUGUAGAGCUGGGCAGCUUUGUCUCACACAUCUAUGGAAACAAAAUGGAGUUCCGAGCCAGCGAACGUUCUGCCAAGAAAUUCAAAGUGAAAGGAACUAUAGACCUCUAAAGGCACCCAGCUCUGUCAUCUCUUUGCCCCUACUGGAUGAUAAAGGAACUGCACACAUGCCAAGCAUGCAACAGGGCAUGUACUCUACACAGCUUGUGCAGAACUCGGACUGUUCAAUCAAAUCACCUGGCAGUGAAGAGUGUAGACAACCAUCUGAAUGAAUACCUAAGAGGAGAGUGUGAAGGCAGCUUAACACAGCUGCUGCAUUUAGACAGUACAGUUUUUAACAUCCUCUCAGCCAGAACAGAGGAUGGACACAAGGUGUUCCUGGGGGUCACUCAGGAUGCUAGAAGUCAGCUAGCAGGACCUCAUUCAGGCUGUUAUUUGGAGCGCUAAUGGUUCCUUUUUAACAGUCAGGAGUGAGUGAAGAUGUGAGAAACAAAGUGGAUCUCUGUCUGAACUCUGGGCCAUUUUCACCCAAAGAGCCUGUUUUUCAGGCUCCUACAGUCUUGAAUUGUCCAGAAUUUGAUCCUUUUUAUUUUUAGAUGCAUUUGGAAAAAUACAAAGUAAGAUUCUAAAAAUGCAAGCUUUUCUAAAGGAUAAUAAUCAGAAUUUCUGACAAAUGAAUCAAGUAUAUUUGUAUAGCACAUUUCAGCAACAAGGCAGUUGAAAGUGCUUUAUAUCAUGAAAAUACAAAGUCAUUAAGCACACAGUCAAUUAAAACAUAACAUUUUGUCUGGCUUCAUACAUUGUUUUAUUAUGCAGCAGACUAUUUUUUUUUUUGUUUUGUUUUUUUAAAUCAGUAAUAUAUAACCCUAAUAUAUGGGAAAUAAAAAACUCAAUUUCACAGCAUUUUGGGCCCUCAGACUCUUUUAGGUUUUGAAACUAAUCCAGUCCUAAUGUAGCUAAUUAGACUUAAGUGUUCAGCAUGGAGGUCUUUUUGGGUCAUACAGAUAAUAAUGCGGAGAUGAUUUCUACUUGGGUGUCUAAAAUGUGAUGAAAACUACCUGAGAAAUCUAGAAAUAGAAGUUUGGUGAAGUACAGAAUUUUCAAUAUGGUAGCAUUCUACCUCAAAACUAAAAAAAUCUUACUAUUAUAAAAUGUAAGUUAAACUAAAUGUGCUUUUUUUUUCUUCUGAAAUAAAUGACUCACUUCA